Messenger RNA from Trichoderma gamsii, 411 nucleotides. RefSeq lists its product as hypothetical. The record is from RefSeq and is a predicted model, not a curated record. Bases 1 to 411 code for a protein of 136 amino acids. Gene Ontology annotation, cellular component: mitochondrial nucleoid. Gene Ontology annotation, molecular function: single-stranded DNA binding. NCBI's taxonomy places the organism in Eukaryota, Fungi, Ascomycota, Sordariomycetes, Hypocreales, Hypocreaceae. The transcript is spliced from 3 exons. Gene Ontology annotation, biological process: positive regulation of helicase activity; mitochondrial DNA replication.
AUGUCGUCGUUCCUUUUCCGCCGCGCCGCCGCCACUGCUGGAGCUGCCCGCGCCUUCAGCACCACCUCGCCUCGCUCCAUCGCCCGCAUCACCAUCGUCGGCAAUCUGGCCGAUGCGCCCGAGGCCCAGGUCAGCGGCAACGACAAGGAGUACGUGCGGUAUGCCGUCGCGAGCAACAGCGGGAGCAAGGACAACCGCACAACCAGCUGGUUCCGCGUGACGGGCUUUGUGGAGGGUCCUCGCAGGGACUUUUUGCUGGGUCUGGCCAAGGGCACUCUGGUUUAUGUUGAGGGUGAUGCGAGCAUCAGCUCUUACACGGACUCCAAUGGACAGACCAGACAAGGCCUCAGCGUCAUCCAGCGCCAUAUCGAGGUUCUAAAGCGCCCCUCACUUCCUGAGCAGGGCGAGUAA